This is a messenger RNA of Macadamia integrifolia, 1489 nucleotides long. RefSeq lists its product as uncharacterized. The transcript is spliced from 6 exons. The coding region runs from base 209 to 829 and encodes 206 amino acids. Gene Ontology annotation, biological process: maturation of 5.8S rRNA. The record is from RefSeq and is a predicted model, not a curated record. NCBI's taxonomy places the organism in Eukaryota, Viridiplantae, Streptophyta, Magnoliopsida, Proteales, Proteaceae.
CAGAAAUUUCGAGGGUACCUUCGUCAUUAAACAAAGGUUGCUACCAAUUUGAAUACAGCUUCCAAGUCCAAAUGGUAUGGAAACCCUCGUUCCCUUCGAACUCCAGGCACAGCUCAGGAGUCGGGAGACUCAGGACAGGGACCAUUCGUAGAGGGUUCGUUGUCUCUCUCUCAGAAGAAGAAGAAGAAGAAGAAGUCCAGGAGCCAGAAUGGCCAAGCGUGAGCUCUCCAGCACCUUGAAAAAUUUGAAGUUCAUGCAAAGGGCAGCUCAGAAUGAGGACAAAAAAAACGAAGAAUUGGAAAUCAAACCAGACGGCAAUUUCGUCUCCUCUAAUACCCACAGGAAGUGGUAUCAGACAGUCUUUUCUGUUGUAAAUUUCAUGCGUCUACCUGAUCUUUCCUGCAGCAUAGUUAUAAUGGAAGGGAAUCCCCAUCCAGGAGCUAUAAAGGGUCGGAUGUCAUUUCAAAGUUUUAAUCCUUCUAUUGAUAAACUGAAUGAUGAAGCCGCAACUCCUUGUCAAUCACAAGCAUCAGCCACAAGUUCUGGAAAUCAAAUAAAUUCUGAUAGAGAGAAUGAAUCCUUACAGAUCAGAUCAGCGGGCUUGAGUGUAUCUAGACCUGGUAGUGAUUCUGACGGAGACCAUAAAAGGAAACAACCAGAGGUUGAUGAGGGAGCACAAUAUCCAAAUAAAUCUCAGAGAAAUGUUAGUGAUGGAGGCAAUCGAUGUUCAACACUGAGUAGUGGUAAAGGCUCUUAUAAGCAACCUAAGCAUGAGAAGCUGGACUGGAAUGUUUUAAGACCACCAAAGGCUCAGAAGAAAAGGGGUUGAACAUAUCAGGAAUCAGUAUCUGAAUCGGGUCAGCCGGAAUUGGCCGCUAGAAACCCAGUGUGGAUAGGCUGCUCCAGAACAGCAGGAGAGAAUCGGCUGCUCCGAUUCUGAUUUUUAAAACACUGGUUCUGGUGCAUUCAUAUGGAACUGUUAAACUGAUGAUCCUUGGUAAAUAUCCUAGGAGAGUUGGAAGACACAAUUAAGCUCUACUGGUUCGUGACUGGAUCUUCAUCUCUUGUGGGCCUUGAAGCAACACUUCCCUAUAAAGACUGGGAGACUCUUGUCAUCGGUUUUAGGACUGCGAGGACUUCAGAAGGUGUCUGGAAUGGUUUGUGGUCCACAUCCUCAGGGGUCAAGUUGGCAACACUGAUGAACACUGUUGAAACAAGGGUUUUAGAAUCAGUCAGAUUCCGCCUGAACCCUAGAAAAGUAGGUUGAAUUGGCCAUCCUGAAAUGGGAGGAACUGGGUUGGGCUUGGCCGAUUCUGGUGCGAAUCAGUCAAUCGCACCAGUUCAUACCAAGUGAAAUCAUGUUGUAAUAAGGAAGCACUUCACUUAGGGUAGCCAGUUUCACUUCAACGCCGCAACACAACGCCUUGCUAUUUGCAUUCAUCCUUCUCACUGAAGUGAGAAAAGUAGAAGUUGUUAGCUUUUUAUUCAA